AUGUUGUUGAGUAGUAUCUUUGAUUAUAAGAUACCUAAAGUUGUCAUUAUUCAUUCAAUUCCAUGUAAAAUUCAAUUUAAACAGGGUAUAAAUUAUAAACCAAAAGAACAAAAUCGAUCAUACAUUGCUGAUGAUGCAGAUUAUGUUAUUCAUUCACAAGAAAAAGAUGCAAUAUUCAUAAUGACAAAUUCGAUUGAAACUGAUCAAGAAUAUAAACAAUAUCCUGAUAUGCUAAGAGCACCUUAUAUGAGAGGAGCAUUUUGUCUCAAUAAUAGUCAAUGCCAAUCAAACUUAGCAUCAGAGGGUCUUUGUGAAAUAGAAGGAUGGUGUCCUAUUAUGAAUGAUUUAAAUAUACCAAACCCUUUAAAAGAUGUAUUAAAUUUUCGUUUAUUCAUUAGAAAUCGUAUUAUGUUUAAAAAAUACUAUGUCAUAAGAUCCAAUAUUAUAUUUGAUAUACCGUGCAAUUAUGAUCCUAAGAAUGAUCGAAUAUGUCCAAUCUUUCGUAUUGGUACUAUACUUGAUAUUGUUGAACCUGAUCAAUCAGAACAAAGAAAGAUGUUAACGUAUGGUGGUGUCAUUCAUAUUCAUAUAGAUUGGAGGUAUACACAAUCUUAUGAAGAAGGACCUUUACCCGGAUAUAAUUUUCGUUAUGCUUCACAUUGGAAACACGAGAAUCGAUCAUUUCGAACAUUAACCAAAGCAUUUGGUCUUCAUUUUAUAGUCACUGGUCAUGCUGGUCGUUUCAGUCUCGCUGUAUUAAUUAUUAAUAUUAUCUUUAUUAUUGCUGUAAUUUGUUUGAUUACAUUUAUAUUUGACAUGAUUGGUUUGCAUAUUUCUUAUCGUUCAGCUGUCGACAGAUCACAAUAA
Adineta steineri is the source of this 867-nucleotide messenger RNA. The record is from the annotation of a GenBank genome assembly. Lineage: Eukaryota; Metazoa; Rotifera; Eurotatoria; Adinetida; Adinetidae.